AUGCCAUCGUUCCUCAAGAAGCUCCUCCUAGGUAAGGACCUCUCAAACCCUUACAUCAACCAGUACCACCCCGGCCACAGAGCUACCCCACAGCCCAUCCAGCACGUCGCCAACUCAGCCGCGCAAGCCAUCAAGUCCCACCCCACAGGUCUUAAUCUGUCAACAAGGAUACCGCCCUGCCCAGUAUCACGCCCAGUAUCACCAACAUAUUUAGAAGAGGCGCGCCGCAUCGCAGGCAGAGACCCAAUAACCGGCCAUGCUCUAUCACCUGAGCAGUAUCCUGCAUACGAUCCAGCCAGCGCACAAACGGCUUCGCAGUCUGCAUGUGGAAGGCAGCAGCCGUAUACGAAUGAGCAGAUGCGGUAUAACCCGUACGUCACCAGCGGCCAUGCUGCGGUGGGUGGUGACUGGAGCUCUGUAGUUCAGGAACGCGCGGAGCAGGACCGGCGGACGGCGACAACGGAUGUCCAGCGGGAGAGACACGAUGUCGCGGUCGCAGAGGAGCGAAUGCGCAGGGCGAAGGAGGAAAGGGUGCAGGCGGAUGUGUGGAGGGAGAGAGAUGUUGGCGGGUACUUUGCGCCGGAGAGGAGUGUGAGGGAGUACUACGGGGGACCGUGA
This is a messenger RNA of Didymella exigua CBS 183.55, 618 nucleotides long. RefSeq lists its product as uncharacterized. Lineage: Eukaryota; Fungi; Ascomycota; Dothideomycetes; Pleosporales; Didymellaceae. The transcript has a single exon. The coding region runs from base 1 to 618 and encodes 205 amino acids. The record is from RefSeq and is a predicted model, not a curated record.